Penicillium pulvis is the source of this 990-nucleotide messenger RNA. RefSeq lists its product as uncharacterized. The coding region runs from base 1 to 990 and encodes 329 amino acids. The record is from RefSeq and is a predicted model, not a curated record. The transcript is spliced from 4 exons. Gene Ontology annotation, molecular function: iron ion binding; oxidoreductase activity, acting on single donors with incorporation of molecular oxygen, incorporation of two atoms of oxygen. Lineage: Eukaryota; Fungi; Ascomycota; Eurotiomycetes; Eurotiales; Aspergillaceae.
AUGCGUUUCCCUAUUCUCUCAGCAGUUACUCUUGCGUCCGCAUUGUCCCCUGCUAUUGCACACCCGGAACUUGUCGAUCAUUCGAAAGUGCUCCAUCACGAGGCUCAUAAACUGAGCUCUCGCUCGACUGGCGCAUGUAAAGCUCAGAUUGAAGCUCGGCGACAGGCAACAUUCGCCAAACGUGAGGCAAAGGCUCGGACACGUCGCGAAGCUAGAGGUCUAGAAGGUAGCCAUGCCUUGUCAGACCAGUCAGUCUUUGGAACCAUCCCGAACACCACCUGCAUCCUGGCACCAGAAACCGUUUGGGGACCUUACGGUAUUGACAAUGAGAUUCAUCGCCAUGAUGUUCGAGAAGAUCAAUCAGGGGUCAACUUAUAUCUCGACAUUGGCGUCAUUGAUGUUGAAACCUGUGAGCCUUUGCCAGAUGCCUGGCUGACCAUUUGGGCUUGUAACGCCACAGGAAGUUACUCGGGCUUCACUGGCAUUGAUCCCGACACAAGUGAUCUCCUGAGCGGGUUCGAAAAACGCACCGAUGGGACCACUGAUGACAAGACGUUCUUGCGAGGAAUUUCAAGAACCGACUCGGAGGGCAAAGACACUAGCUACAACCAGGCUGGUGUUCAGCAUCUGGGCCAGCUCUUCUUCGAAGAAGAGCUCAUUAAUUCAGUCUAUCAGCUGCAGCCUUAUAAAGACCACCUUUCCACUCUGAACAGGACAACCAAUGCAGCGGAUUCGCUUUAUUCCACGGCAAACUCGGAUGGUUAUUCAGCGGUAGUUUCCACCGCCUUACUGGGACGUGUGAUUGCGGACGGUCUGGUCGGGUCCAUUACUAUUGGUGUAAAUAGGUCAGCGACCCCGGCAGAAACCACUGGUGGGAGUGUAAAUGUUGUCGGGUAUCUUCCUACUGCAUCCCCAACGGCUGGAGCCCAAUCAGCGGCGUACGCUAUCGAUGCCGAAGAAGGAUUUUUUGAAAAGAGAAGGAAAAUCUGA